CUGGUGGGCCCCGCCCCCCCGAACCCAGACCCGCCCCCUCGUUCCACGCAGGCGCGGAGCCGCCUUGGGCGCCCGGCCCCGCCCCCUGGGGGGGGUUCCUCCCCCACCCCGCGCAGGCGCGGAGCCUACUAGCCCGCUCGUGCCCAGGAGGCGCGCGGACGCUGCGAUGGCGGAUUCCGAGCUGCAGCUGGUGGCGCAGCGGAUCCGCAGCUUCCCCGACUUCCCCGUCCCCGGCGUGCUGUUCAGGGACAUCUCACCCGUCCUGAAGGACCCCGACUCCUUCCGCGCCUCCAUCAGCCUCCUGGCUAAUCACCUGAAAAAGGCCCACGGCGGCAGGAUCGACUACAUCGCGGGCCUAGACUCCCGUGGCUUCCUGUUUGGUCCCUCCCUGGCCCAGGAGCUGGGCUUGGGCUGCAUUCUCAUCCGGAAGCGAGGGAAGCUGCCAGGCCCCACUGUGUGUGCCUCAUACACACUGGAAUACGGGAAGGCUGAGCUGGAGAUCCAGAGGGACGCCCUGGAGCCAGGGCAGAAGGUGGUGGUUGUGGAUGAUCUGCUCGCCACUGGUGUACGAGUGACCCCGGCCCCACCCCCGCACCAACUGGAAAAGAGGAUCAGCCUGGGCAGCUGCAGCCACCCCCACUGGCCACCAGGGGGACCAGAAGUCCAGAGGGGGGGAACUUAUGCAUCCGUGGCUGAGUGAUUUUCUCCUGAGCGGGGGCUGCUGCCUGGGGGGCCUGGAGCUGCAGGCUCAUUGACAGUGGAAUGAGAAUGAGAAUAAAUGACUUUCUAGA
This is a messenger RNA of Eubalaena glacialis (North Atlantic right whale), 791 nucleotides long. It is a transcript of the gene APRT, whose product is annotated as adenine phosphoribosyltransferase. Gene Ontology annotation, cellular component: cytoplasm. The transcript has 5 exons. Lineage: Eukaryota; Metazoa; Chordata; Mammalia; Artiodactyla; Balaenidae. Bases 167 to 700 code for a protein of 177 amino acids. Gene Ontology annotation, molecular function: adenine phosphoribosyltransferase activity; AMP binding; adenine binding. Gene Ontology annotation, biological process: adenine salvage; AMP salvage. The record is from RefSeq and is a predicted model, not a curated record.